AUGGCAGAAAAUCAUAAUAAUAUUAAUAAUAAUCAAAAUAAUAAUAAUUUAAAUAAUUUAUUAAACAGAGCAUCAAGAGUAUUAACACCAAAACCAAAUUGUCCCAAAGAAGAAUCAGAAUUGGAAUAUGUUAAACUUUUACAACAACAAAUUGAAAAGAAUGCAAAAGAUGCCAAAAGAUUCAAGAUCAUCUUGGGUGUUUUAGCUGUGGCACUAGGACUAGUUGUAUUUAAUGCAACGGUACAAUCAUAUGCCUUUCAAACGUACAGAGUCUCUCAAAACUUUUUCAACCAAGCUUGUGAAGGAACCUUUUCAGAGUACCAAAAAGAGUGUGUCCAUGUACUAUCAAAUGUCAAAUCACAUUGUCUUGGAUUGGAAUCAAAGCUGAAUCAAUUCCCAAAAAUCACCAAAGAAGCAACAGUCACUAUUAAAUAUGAAAUCUCAAAAGGACACUAUAAAGAAACGGAUAUUACCUAUGCCUAUUUAGGUAUGGAUGCACUCCAUGAAGCUUCCAAACAAUGUGUCUAUGAAUCCACUAUCAGAGCUUUAUACCUAUCAAAGUAUUCACCAUCAAAUGGUUUUACAUUAGAACAAGCCAUUCAAUUAUACCUUUAUGAUAAAAAAAAGAGAGAGAGAGAGAGAGAGAUAAAUCUAGAAAAGAUGAUAUCAAGAUUAAUUAAUAAGAAUAUUGUAGCAACAUCAAUUUCAAGAUGUACCACCUCUUUAGUAUCAACACAAUCAUCAUCAUCAUCGAUCACUUCAAAGAGACAUUUCUUUAAUAUAGUUCCUGAUCCAAGUAUGGGUUUAAGUGAAGAACAAAAAGAGUUUCAACAAAUGGCAUUAACCUUUGCCAAUGAACAAAUGUUACCUCAUGCAGCUCAAUGGGACAAAGAAGAGUUCUUCCCAAAGGAUGUAUUGAAAAAGGCUGCUGAAUUGGGUUUCGGUGGUGUAUAUGUAAAGGAUGAUGUAGGUGGUACUGGUCUAUCAAGAGUUGAUGCUACUAUCAUCUUUGAAGCUUUAUCAUCUGCUGAUGUUAGUACUACUGCUUAUUUAAGUAUUCACAAUAUGUGUGCAGGAUUAAUUGAUAUAUAUGGAAAUGAAGAACAAAGAAACAAAUUUUUACCAUCACUUACAUCGAUGGAUUUAUUUGCAUCAUAUUGUUUGACAGAACCAGGUGCAGGUAGUGAUGCAGCAUCAUUAAUGACAACUGCCGUCAAGAGUGGUGAUCAUUACAUUCUCAAUGGUUCAAAGGCAUUCAUUAGUGGUGGUGGUGAUAGUGAUGUAUAUAUGGUGAUGGUUCGUACUGGUGACAAGGGUGCUAAAGGUAUCUCUUGUUUGUUGGUUGAAAAGGAUACACCGGGUCUUUCAUUUGGCAAAAAAGAGGAAAAGUUGGGUUGGAACACUCAACCAACACGUGCACUCAUCUUUGAAGAUUGUCGUGUCCCCAUCGCCAACCUCAUUGGAAAGGAAGGUCAAGGAUUCAAUAUUGCCAUGAAUGCAUUGAAUGGUGGUCGUCUCAAUAUUGGUGCAUGCAGUCUUGGUGGUGCUCAAGCCUGUCUAGUAUCAGCUCGUGAUCAUCUCAAAGUACGUCAACAAUUUGGCAAACCACUUUCACAAUUCCAAAGUCUACAAUUCCAAUUGGCAGAUCUUGCCACCAAACUAUAUGCCUCACGUCUUAUGAUUCGUCAAGGCGCUAAAAUGCUCGAUGACAAGGACCCAUCUGCAUCGGUCUAUAUUGCCAUGGCCAAACUCUUUGCAUGCGACAAUUGUUUUGACAUUUGCGACGGUGCCCUUCAAAUGCACGGUGGUUAUGGUUAUCUCAAAGAUUAUCCAGUCGAAAGAUAUCUUCGUGAUCUUCGUGUACAUCGUAUCCUUGAAGGUUCUGAUGCUGUCAUGAGAAUCAUUACUUCUCGUGAAAUGUUAAAAGAUCAUUAA
Messenger RNA from Cavenderia fasciculata, 1935 nucleotides. RefSeq names its product acyl-CoA dehydrogenase (gene acad8). Gene Ontology annotation, biological process: lipid metabolic process. The record is from RefSeq and is a predicted model, not a curated record. Lineage: Eukaryota; Evosea; Eumycetozoa; Acytosteliales; Cavenderiaceae. The transcript has 4 exons. Bases 1 to 1935 code for a protein of 644 amino acids. Gene Ontology annotation, molecular function: flavin adenine dinucleotide binding; acyl-CoA dehydrogenase activity.